This is a messenger RNA of Closterium sp. NIES-67, 363 nucleotides long. The record is from the annotation of a GenBank genome assembly. NCBI's taxonomy places the organism in Eukaryota, Viridiplantae, Streptophyta, Zygnematophyceae, Desmidiales, Closteriaceae.
CGCCAGAGACAUUCAAGUUCCUAGACGCAACCUAGUUGCUAAGGCAUGUCUGUCUCUUAGCUGCUAGGAACGAAGACCUUCUGGUGGUCCGUUCUCCGAGUCGCUAUCUUGCAGCUUCGGCUCCUUGGUAGCGCUGUUUCCCGGCUGUUGGCUUCGCUCCUCAAGUUGCGUGCAAGCCUCUUCUGGUUAACUACAAGUACCAGAAUCCAGGAUGGAUAAGAUUUUCGGUCCCGCGUAUACCGGUGAUCCCGGCGUGCCUCACACCGAUAAGGACAUUUUCUCCGGCAUUUUCUGGGGAGCCGUCGGUUUCUCGCUCUACUCGGUAGCCGAUCCAUACUACUGGCAGCACACAACGGAGCACAA